Didymella exigua CBS 183.55 is the source of this 1365-nucleotide messenger RNA. RefSeq lists its product as uncharacterized. Gene Ontology annotation, biological process: DNA strand elongation involved in DNA replication; DNA replication; DNA synthesis involved in UV-damage excision repair. Gene Ontology annotation, cellular component: delta DNA polymerase complex; nucleus. The record is from RefSeq and is a predicted model, not a curated record. The transcript is spliced from 9 exons. NCBI's taxonomy places the organism in Eukaryota, Fungi, Ascomycota, Dothideomycetes, Pleosporales, Didymellaceae. The coding region runs from base 1 to 1365 and encodes 454 amino acids. Gene Ontology annotation, molecular function: DNA-directed DNA polymerase activity.
AUGGCGGAGGUAAAAUACAAAGACUAUCUCGCAGCAUGCAUCAUUACCGGAAACCAGCCGGUCACUUACAAGCUGCUUUCAAGAGCUCUGCAGGUCAAUGUCAGUGUUGCGAAGUGGAUGCUCUUCGAUUUCCAUCAGAAGCAGAACGCAAAGAAAGCCAACUCGAUCCACGCAACCUACCUCAUCUCCGGCACGAAGCGCUCCCUCGACGACAUCAGUGGCACCAAUAGCCGGGGCGACGAAGUUGUCAGCAUGCGCAGCUCUCCGUUUAUGAGCUCCAUGCCAGAGCAGGAGGGUGCAGCGCCGGAGGAAGAGCCUGUCAAGAAGUCUGCCUUGCUCAUGGUCAGAGAGGAGGAGCUGGCGAAAACUAGGGCUGAGUUCUCCGAGGAAGCCUCCAUCCAUAUCUACAGCUUGGAACCAGGACCACUUGAGAAUUUGAAUGUACUGGCAGCAUGCAACCGCGAGGCUAACGCUGAGUCUGCGGACAACGACCCACUGGAACGAUGGCGACUCUAUGGAUCAAUUCAAAAUCACCACAUCAAGCGAAGGACGGCAAAAUAUGCACCUCCUCUUACCGCCGCUGUCCCCACUAAGCUAGCUGCCAAAUCUACAAACAAACCAUCUGCAAAGCCUCUGGUGGCCAUCCAGCUCAAGAAGGAAGUCUCGGCAUCCUCACGUAGAGGUAGCGCUUCUGAGGAUAACGCGUCUGGACGAUCGACACCUCAGCCUGCUGCGGCUCCGAGCACAUUGAAGAGGUCAGACUCAACCAAAUCUACCGGCAUAAAGAACAAGACUGCUGGUGAUAUCUUCAAGUCGUUCGCAAAGGCCAAGGCAAAGCCGAAGGAUACUGUGAAGUCGAACGGGUCCACUUCUGCGUCUGCGCAAGACCAACCCAUGCAAGGCAUGUCUGAGGACGAAGGCGAUGACGAUGAGCCUGAAGUACAGGUCGACACCGAAAAGGUUGAGGCUGCGAAGAAAGCUCGUGAUGAGCGCGCUGAAAAGCUACGGAAGAUGAUGGAAGUCGAUGACGAAGAUAUGCCUGACGCCCCCGUUACAAGGGAGAUACCAACAGAAGCUUCACAAUCCGAGAAGGCGGAGACGCCCAAAGAAGAGGAGCCAGAGCCUAGCGUCACCAUACAGAACGGCCGAAGGAGAGGCAAGAGACGAGUGAUGAAGAAGAAGACGGUCAAGGACGAAGAGGGCUACCUAGCAGUGACCAAAGAAGAGGCGGCAUGGGAAUCGUUCUCAGAAGACGAGCCUGAGCCCAAGCGAGCCAAACCUGCCCCCAAGCCAGCAGCAGCCAAGGGUAAGCCUGCUACAAAGAAGGGUCAAGGAAGCAUCGCAAGCUUCUUCAAGAAAGCAUAA